AUGAUAAAUUACCACGACGUUCGUUAUAAAAGAACACUUUGCAAAAACUUUUAAACAACUGGGUAAUGUGUUAUGGGAAUAAGAUGUCAUUUUGCUCAUGGAUAAGAAGAAAUAAGAAAUCCAGCAAUUGAUCCAUUAGUAUAGUAUCCUGCUUUAGCAGCCUUAAUGUAAAAUCCAGCAGCUUUGUCUAGUAAGUUAGUUAGAUGUAAAUAUAAUGAUAUUGGUUCUUGUAAAUACGGAGCUUCGUGCCAUUAUUCUCAUGAAAUAACUAAGCUUAAUAUUGCAAGUGAAUAUAUGGCUAUUGUAUAAAGAGCAGCUGAAAUAUUAGCUGUCUAAAAUGUAUAAGGAUGCUCUUAAUUAUUAAAUGAAGUUAUAAACAGAACUGAUUGCUCACCAGAAGAAAAAAAAUAAUACGAAUAAAUAAUUAGCUAAGCCUAAUAAUUAGCUGUAAAUUUAAUGACUUAAUUUUCAAGUCCUUAAUAAUAAUAAUUAUAACAAUAACCAUUAUAAUAAUAAAUAUGA
Messenger RNA from Ichthyophthirius multifiliis, 522 nucleotides. RefSeq lists its product as hypothetical. Gene Ontology annotation, molecular function: metal ion binding; mRNA binding. Lineage: Eukaryota; Ciliophora; Oligohymenophorea; Hymenostomatida. The record is from RefSeq and is a predicted model, not a curated record. The transcript is spliced from 5 exons.